This is a messenger RNA of Closterium sp. NIES-67, 244 nucleotides long. The record is from the annotation of a GenBank genome assembly. Lineage: Eukaryota; Viridiplantae; Streptophyta; Zygnematophyceae; Desmidiales; Closteriaceae.
ACUCCGAGCAAUGCCCGCCCCUCCCCCACGAGCUAGCCGACAUGAAGAAAUAGAUCGAGUAUCUCCUCGCAAAAGAACUCAUCCGACCAUCUAUUUCGCCACACGGUGCCCCAAUACUCGUCAUGCCGAAACGAGACGGAAGCCUGCGCAUGUGCAUCGAUUACCGAGCUCUCAACAAGCAGACCAUCAAGAACAAAUACCCAAUCCCACGAAUCGAUGACCUGCUUGACCAGCUUCGUGGAGC